GUCUCAGUCGAGAUGGCGAGGGUUCUGUCAGGGUCGCAUCUUGAACAUCCAUGUUUACGUGCGGGAGAGGGAGGAUCCGAGCCUUCCUCGGCGGUUUCGGUUAUGUAAACGAGGCCUUGAACGAGCAACAUGGCUGACAGCAAGGCUAAGCCUGCCAAAGCUGCCAACAAGACACCACCCAAGUCCCCGGGAGACCCAGCCAGGGACAAGACUGCCAAGAGGUUGUCACUGGAGUCUGAGGGUGCCAACGAGGGGGCAGCUGCAGCCCCUGAGCUCAGUGCCCUGGAGGAGGCCUUCCGGCGGUUUGCAGUACACGGGGACACCAGAGCGACGGGAAAGGAGAUGCAUGGCAAGAACUGGUCCAAACUGUGCAAGGACUGCCACGUGAUCGAUGGAAAGAAUGUGACUGUCACGGAUGUGGACAUUGUCUUCAGCAAGAUUAAAGGGAAGUCCUGCAGGACCAUCACCUUCGAGCAAUUCCAGGAGGCGCUGGAGGAGCUGGCCAAGAAGCGGUUCAAGGAUAAGAGCAGCGAGGAGGCUGUGCGUGAGGUGCACCGGCUCAUUGAGGGGCGCGCGCCAGUCAUCUCUGGUGUCACGAAAGCUGUGUCCUCGCCUACGGUGUCACGGCUCACAGACACAACCAAGUUCACAGGCUCCCACAAAGAGCGCUUUGACCAAUCGGGAAAGGGCAAGGGCAAAGCUGGCCGCGUGGACCUGGUGGAUGAGUCAGGAUAUGUGCCCGGCUACAAGCACGCAGGCACCUAUGACCAGAAGGUGCAGGGGGGCAAGUAGCUUUGCAGGCCGAAGUUCUGGACGCUGCAGGUGCCAGGCACAGGACUGAAACCCAUUGCACUUCAUUACAUUCCUAUGUUCUACUGGGCAGAACUCAAAAUGCACCUCCACUAGGCAAUGGUGGGGGCAGUGCCCAGGCCUCCUCCUGCUGGGUGCUUUGACACUUCUCUCUCAGACCCCAGGUGUGGGCCGCGAUUCAUUGUCUUUUCCUAACAUACCUGCUCUGUCCACAGCUGGGAAGUGGACUGCUAUUUCCAAACUGUCUCCCAGGAUCAUACCACACUGGCCACUUGAUCUGCAGGUAACAGGGGGUGUUUGAGGCGUUGGUAGGUAUAAGGAUGAGCAGAGCAGACAUCAGAACUCACACUGACUUAUCCAGACACUUCUAGGGCAGUAGGAGCUAAGCAACUAACCAAGUGCGUAGAGUAAUCCUAAACAGGCCUCUUUCCUGAGCACGGGAAGUGACUGGUCACUGUGUAUGUGGAACAGCUCACAUUAGUACAUAUGUGCACACAACACACACACACACACACACACACGUGCUCAUCAACCAAGUUUGUGCUGAGAGUGGCCAAGAGACAAGGAAGCACCUGGUGACCAGGGAAGUGACUUGGAGCAUGAAGCUGGAAGUUUUUUCAUUGCUGUUCUGAGAAAGGAUAAGACUAUGUGCUUGGUCUCAAGAGUGAUCCAGAGAGAUCCAGAACAUGAAGCUGCCAUGACUUUCUCCUUGUCCCGUCCCAUUACCAGCUUGGGACACACAGGAUGCUGAGACAUUUGGUCAGGACCAGGCCUGCGCCGUUGUUCUACUGGGUUUAGAUGGGAGCUUUGCCAAGGCAAGUUAUGCUGUGCCUUGUUCAGAACUAUGUAUCUUCAGCUCUAUGAAGCCACCUCUCGGUUCAGGUUUCCUAACCUUUCUCUUGAGUGAAAAUGCAGGCAGGGCACUGGACACCAGAACUAGCUCCCCCGAAAGACGUGCAGCAUCUACCAGGGGUUCUUUUUCUGCCACAGGAGAGAACACAUGACUCAGCUCAUCCAUGUGUGAGGGCACCACUUAUGCAGGCCCAAUGGCAUGUGCUACCACCAUUACAGUUCCACAGCAACUGCUCCUUUGCAUUAACACAACCCUACCCUUGCAUGAAACUUGCUGAACUAUGUGGUCUUGUUCUUAGAAAGAACCCGCAGUGGUCUCAGGACAUGGCUACCAGCGCAGGUGGUUGUUGAGGAUGGAACAUCUUACACGGCUUGGCACAGCACAAGUAGACAGCAAAGAUGCCUUCCUCAUGGUCACAGCACACAGUUGCAUUAUUCACUCCUCUGGGGCCUAGAGAGCAAGCCUUCACUGCAGCACGAGGGAAGACUGCCUACUUGCCUGAGCAAGAAACACAAGGCCCUCAACACAGCCACAACUGGAGGGUGGAGACGGUCCAGUAGUCUGUGUUAUCCCAAGAUUCUGGGAGUCUGCAGUACCUGGCAUUAAAAGCCAAGUAGUGGCACCUCCAUUCUGUAAUCUGACCUUGCUGGUCUGGUGAGAUAAAAGGACACUGGCACCUCUUACACCUUCUCCAGAACCCCUAGUCCCCAUGAGGCUGGUUGUCUCUUGAUCCGAGGCUGUUCUUUUCUACUGCCUAUGAACAGCCUAGUUCCCACCAACAUAGCUGAGUGAAAUGGAACACAUGCAAGCCCAUCAGGAGGUGACUGCAUAUGCGUCAGGGCAGAGGGACAGGCUAGGGUAAUUUGAGGGUCCCUACACCAUGCAGUGGGUCAGAUGUUUUCCUGAUCCCAUAGUGUAUCCUGGACACAGUCUCCUACUCAAAGGGCCGAGAUGCCAGACUGAUAUCCAGAUGAAGAUCCAGGCCAACCACGGUUGUGUGCCUAGGAGCACCUAGAAAACAGUGCAGCCUAGGAGCACCUAGGAAACAAUGCCAAUGUCCAGCCUCAUGGAAGAGCUUCGCUAUAAACUGGCCAUGUCGCCCAAGUGCUGGGCACUGAACAGAACAGCACAGAGUGGCAAACCCAUAAAGGUUCUGGGCGGCAGAAGGCCAGAACUACCAUCUCAGCUCCCACCCCUCACCCCCAGUGAAAUCCUCAGUGGAAGAUAAGGACUUCAGAAUGCAUUUGGGUCUGGGUAGCUGUUCCACCAGUGUGAGAUGGGAGCUGUUGCUCUAAUACAACUGGGUCACUGCCUUGCUGGCCCUCACUGUCCUCGCACAGAACCUAAGGACAGUCCUAGGCCCCUCCCAGAACUACACCAGACAAGUGGUCUUCAUUGUGUCCCUUCUUACCCCCAGUUUCUUCACAGCACCUUUCCUUUUUUUUUUUUUUUUGGUUUUUCGAGACAGGGUUUCUCUGCAGCUUUUUUAGAGCCUGUCUUGGAACUAGCUCUUGUAGACCAGGCUGGCCUCGAAUUCACAGAGAUCCGCCUGCCUCUGCCUCCCGAGUACUGGGAUUAAAGGCGUGCGCCGCCACCACCGCCCGGCUAGCACCUUUCUUUAGUCAGUGUUAAGUUUAACUUUGAAAAUACACCCUCCCUCUAGAUGAUGUCAUCUAGCAAGGAAAGGGCAGUAACAAUUAGAUCACGAAGACUUAGUGUUUCCAUAUUGUCAGUUUAAAGUGUCUGUGGAAUCUGUGUACCCUCUCGACAUAGAAACUGAUCGGACUCCAGCUCUUCUGCACAAAACAGAUGUGCAUUCUCCUCAGUUUCUGAUUUGAACACACAGGUAGGGUGUUUGUCUCUGUUGCAUGUUUUAUGCGAUACCAAUUAGCUUUUACUAAUCAUGGAUAAAUAGAAUUCAGUAUCUAUCUGUGAAUAAAAAAAAACCCCCCAACAACUGCAUAGCAUGUAAACUGAGAUCCAGGGCCAUGUGCUAUUAGGUGACAGACACACAAGAGACAGGGACAGGUUCUUUCAGAGGAGGACCAACAGGAGAUGGCCUAGGAGACAGAGACAUACUCUGCUGUGAGCCGACACCCAGGAGACAGACAGGUUCUCUUAAGCUGUGACAGCAAGAAAAUAAGGAGAGGUUCUGUCAGGAGCAACACUCAGGGACAUGGGUUGGAGUGACAGAGACGUUCUGUUGCAGGUGACACUCAGGAGAAAGAUACAGAAAGACCAAUGCAAACGGUAUCUAAGUGUCAGGGAAGGAAGGUAGGCAGGUAGGAGGGUGCUUGCGAGCACUGACUCUAGUAGAAUACUUAUUUAUUUCUAUUUAAUACUAUAAGAUAAGCAACUAGUUAGUGGAAAUGUUUUACCAAAAUCAAAGCUCAAAUUACAUGUUUAAAUAUUGUCGAAAGAUCUAUAUUUAUACUGGAGUAUUUUUACACCUUUCAGUAUCCUAUCUGACACAGGGGCACAGGGACAUUACGACGGAUGGAGAUAGCUAAGAAAUAGGCUGCACUUUUCUGCAGCCUCUUCCAGAGAUGACGGUGCCUGCCCUGGGCUAAGAUUCAACCUUCCCACUCCGGGAGGCCCUGGGCUGCUUCAGUGCCUGUUUUAAUGAAUAGUCUUACUGGCGCGCAACUGUACCCAUGCAUCUACAUACUGUUCUGUAGCUGCUUUGGCAUUAGAUCUGGCUGGGAGGAUUGAGACAAAUGCCACGGCACAGACAUCUAUGGUAUUUGCCACCUGUCCCUUUUCAGGAAAAACUGCCUGUCUGCCUGGCUCGCUCUUUCUCUCUGCAGACUUGUAUACUACCUGGCGACAACAUGGGCACAUGGGAAAGUCCUGCCAACACCUUUUAAGUAUGGCAAGGGUGACAAUUUAGCUGUACUGUGAAGACAUCAAUAGACAGAAUAUCCUCCCAACACUGAGCCAAACUGCUCUUCUUCACCAAUAUACUACUGACCAUUCUGAACUUCACAGUUCAGGGGUGUGGCCAUCUUGGGACGCUUAAAUUAUCUCUUCCUUUAGACCUCUUAAACUAAAACAAGCCAAACAACAAAGGAAGCCUGUACAACUUAAACUUGAAAAGAAUAAUAUGCUACUACUACUAGUUUGUACUAAGUUUUUUUUCAAGAAAGGGAGUUAAGUUUAUAUAUAUAUGUGAUAUAUAUUUUUACACUAUUUUAUUAAUGUUAAGGAAUAUGGAGUGUAUCACUUUAUCAGUGUGAUGGGUAAUGUUGAUGUCAUGGGUGUUCUGACUCAGAAAGACACUUAUGCUGACAUCUAAACCACACUUGCUCAGAAUGUCUGUCAGGUCAGGAUGGCCCUCCUGUCCCUGCUAUAGAGUGCAAGGCAUCUAGUCACCUGUUGGACAUAUCAUCAUGGCCUGGCUCAUACUGCUUUAGUGAAACAGCUUGUGUCUAUCAACAUUUUGUUCAUUGUGUUUGCUGUUAUUAACAUUGUGUCAAGUUGGUAAAGUGAUGAAUAAAGGUGUUAAAAUGUGGA
Messenger RNA from Arvicola amphibius (Eurasian water vole), 5176 nucleotides. RefSeq names its product tubulin polymerization promoting protein (gene Tppp). The record is from RefSeq and is a predicted model, not a curated record. Bases 130 to 792 code for a protein of 220 amino acids. Gene Ontology annotation, molecular function: tubulin binding. The transcript is spliced from 4 exons. Gene Ontology annotation, cellular component: microtubule. Gene Ontology annotation, biological process: microtubule polymerization; microtubule bundle formation; positive regulation of protein polymerization. Lineage: Eukaryota; Metazoa; Chordata; Mammalia; Rodentia; Cricetidae.